GUGACGUCAAAAAGGCGAGGUCAAGAAGGAGGAAAUGAAAUGCCUUCUCGUUAAGUUGAAGAAUAUUCAGUAUUAUUAACGUAAUUAUAUCAAGUCUAUAAUUAAUCAUUUGUAUAUGCUUUGGUGUUAAUACACGCAUUGCGAUUAUGCCAAGCGAAUCGACGGGACAGGACGUGCAGCAGAGCCCACUGGCGUUGCUGGCCCAGACGUGCAGCAAGAUUGGUAACGAGGAUGGGGCAGGUCAGGGAGGUCAAUCGGUGCGCGUUGUGUCAACUGCGCACGGAGACGUGAUAGCCCCGCAGUGGGUCCAGCUACCCGUGGACCCGAGCAAGCAGGGCCAGGCCCUGUCACAGGCCACUCUGGCAAUUUCUGGAGGCCAGGUAGUCCAGCCCCAGGGUCACUACCAGAUAGUCGCCCAGGCGGGCCCCAAUGGUACAAUAACGUACAACGCUGUGCCACAGUUCCAGAUUCUCAACAUGGACUCAUCACAGAUUCAGGGCAACAUGCAGUCUCAACAAUUGAACACCUCACAGCAUCAGACCAUGCAGACGGUUCCCAUCAUGACAUCAAAUGGUCAAAUAAUCCGGGCCCAGAUCCCGUCUGCUGCUGGAAUGGGAACCAGCAUUCUAGGUGGCAUGGGAAACCUGGUAAACAUCGGGGGAAACAUGAUCAACCUCAGCGCUCUUCAAAGCUUGAACGCGGUACGCCCUGGUGUGGACAUGCAGCAAAUGCAAAUCCAGGGUGGCACGUUUCAGCCGAUUCAGCAGAUGUCCAACAUUGUUCAGAUUCCCAUUUCCGCGAACGGGCAGACUACAUACAUGCCUGUUCAGGUGCAACCUUUUCAAACGCUGCAGGAUAUGUCACAGCUUGGCUUUUCCGCGUGCAAUACGGUCAAUAUGGCCAAUGGUGGGAUAAUCACUGGAGCGAUGCAGCAAGGCUCGGCCGUCUCCCAGCUUAUGGAGGCUGUAAACCAGAUCGCCAACUCGACACCGAAAGCCUCGACUAGUAACAACAAAUCAAAAGGCAGCAGCUCCCAAAAGUCUCAAAAUGCAGCAGUUCAGUUUUCUACUGCAAGUGGUUCAAUGGGAACAUCAACUGUUUCACAGCUACAGAACAUGUCAAUGCAAGGACAGACAAUUGCUGCAGCCGCGGCAGCAGCUAAUAUAAUCCCUCAAAUGCAGCUAAUUCCACUGGGAAACGGAAAUUACAUGCAAGCUUAUAUUCCGUCACAGUCUGUAAACUCACAGCAGAAUCAAAAUUUUAUAACAAUCAACGCCUUGUCACAGAAUUCCACGACGUCUGGCACCUCGACUACCACAACUACGGGGACUAUGUCUACACCGCAGCAACUUGCGACCGGCGGACAAAUCCUUCAAAGCAUCGGUGGCCAGACUUUUCAGGUUUUUCAGCAAGGGCCGAACGGCCAGAUAGUUGCGGCACCUAAUCAGCUGAUGAAUUUCGGCAACCUUAAGGCGUCAAAUCAGAUUCCGAUACAGAUUCAAGGCAUGCAGGGGAUCCAGACUUUACAAAACUUACAAGGCCUUCAAAAUUUACAGAACUUACAGACAAUACAAACAUUGGGUGGGCAGCAGAUACAGACCCAAAUGCCGCAGAUAUUUGGUACCAAUAUGCAAGGUCUGCAGGCUGUUACAAUUAACGCCCAGGGAAAUUUCACUGCUAUUCCAGUCAGUGGAAUUCCCCAGCAGUUGACCACAAUGAACUUGAACAGUCAGCAAACCUUACAGGGCUUGCAACAGGUUCAUCUUGGAUCUAACGGACUUGUAACAGCAAGUGGUCAGACCCUACAGCAAGACCCGUCUGACCCCACCAAGUGGCAGGUCGUCUCCAACACCCAGGGGACCACCACCCUCACCAUCCCCUCCCUGUCCCCUACCUCAGGUCAGAGCCCUGAGACGAAUGCCUCAGGGAAGCGAUUGCGGCGCGUGCCCUGCUCUUGUCCAAAUUGCGUCAGUGGGGAUGAUAAUAAGAAUGGCGAGAACAAGAAGAAGGUACACGUGUGCCACAUGGAGGGUUGCGGGAAGCAGUAUGGGAAGACUUCACACCUUCGAGCUCAUCUCAGGUGGCACACUGGGGAGCGUCCGUUUGUCUGUUCAUAUUUAUUUUGUGGAAAACGGUUUACCCGGUCGGAUGAGCUGCAAAGACACAAACGAACGCACACAGGAGAGAAGCGCUUUGAAUGCGAAGAAUGCGGAAAAAAGUUUAUGCGAUCUGAUCAUUUGUCAAAACACAAAAGGACACACCUUAAGGGCCAUCUUCAGAAAGGCGAAAAUGGUGACGACGAUGAUGCAAAAGCUGAAGAAGACGAAAGUAUGGAAGAGAUGAGCCCAAAUGAGCAUAUGAUGGAGAUAAAUUUGAACAGUGAGCUGCAUAUGGACGGGACCACAGUGGUGAUAAUGAAGAACAGUUCGUUUGAAAGUUCCAAAGGGGAUGACUCUGAUUAAUUGAUUAUCCAAAUUAAUAAUUAAUCGAUGAAAAACAUUGAUAAAUUGAUUA
Molecule: messenger RNA, 2514 nt
Organism: Dreissena polymorpha
Lineage: Eukaryota; Metazoa; Mollusca; Bivalvia; Myida; Dreissenidae
Product: transcription factor Sp4-like
Exons: 8
Coding region: 147-2462 (771 amino acids)
Biological process (GO): regulation of transcription by RNA polymerase II
Molecular function (GO): DNA-binding transcription factor activity, RNA polymerase II-specific; RNA polymerase II cis-regulatory region sequence-specific DNA binding
Source: RefSeq, a predicted model, not a curated record